Acomys russatus (golden spiny mouse) is the source of this 2520-nucleotide messenger RNA. It is a transcript of the gene Dennd6a, whose product is annotated as DENN domain containing 6A. The transcript is spliced from 20 exons. Gene Ontology annotation, cellular component: recycling endosome. Bases 75 to 1892 code for a protein of 605 amino acids. Gene Ontology annotation, molecular function: guanyl-nucleotide exchange factor activity. The record is from RefSeq and is a predicted model, not a curated record. Lineage: Eukaryota; Metazoa; Chordata; Mammalia; Rodentia; Muridae.
CGCGUGCGCGGAGGCCUGCGCGCUCUGCGGCGCGGUCCGCGGUGCAGGCGGCUCCGGAGGAGAGGGGGUGGCGGAUGGCUCUGCGGGACCCGGCGGUCUUCGGGCCCGGUUCCCGCGGGUCGUUGGACGAGGCCGGGGCCGAGGGGCGCGAGGCGGCGGCCCUUGCGCCGGCGGGAGUCACUCUGGAGGACGAUGAGGAGGACGAUGGCCGCCGGGGCCUGCUGCGCUGGGACGGCUUCUCGGCCUGGCUACACUGCGUGUGUGUGGUGGGCUUCGACCUGGAGCUGGGCCAGGCGGUGGAGGUAAUUUAUCCUCAGCAUUCCAAACUUACUGAUAAAGAAAAAACAAAUAUUUGCUAUUUGUCUUUUCCAGACUCAAAUUCAGGUUGUCUUGGAGACACCCAGUUUUGUUUCAGAUUCCGCCAGUCUUCUGGGAGGAGGGUGUCACUGCAUUGUCUUCUUGAUCAAUUUGACAAAGACUUACCAGUUUACUUAAAGAAAGAUCCUGCAUAUUUUUAUGGAUACGUGUAUUUUCGCCAAGUUCGAGAUAAAACUCUUAAAAGAGGCUACUUUCAGAAGUCUUUGGUUUUGAUCAGCAAACUACCUUAUAUUCAUUUUUUUCACACCGUACUCAAACAGAUAGCACCAGAAUAUUUUGAAAAGAAUGAACCUUACUUGGAAGCAGCUUGUAAUGAUGUUGACCGAUGGCCUGCCCCAUUGCCAGGGAAAACACUGCAUCUGCCUAUCAUGGGAGUACUAAUGAAGGUGCGGAUUCCCACAUGCCAUGACAAGCCUGGGACCACUCAGAUGGUGCAGUUAACUCAGCAGGCAGACACACAAACAUCUAUUAUUUUACCUACCGUUCAUGAGGUGGAUCUUUUCAGGUCUUUCUGCCCAGUUUUCCUUCAUAGUCAGAUGCUUUGGGAGCUGGUGCUGUUGGGAGAGCCCCUUGUGGUCAUGGCACCAUCGCCAUCAGAGUCUUCUGAAACUGUAUUGGCCCUUGUUAACUGUAUUUCCCCAUUAAAGUACUUCAGCGAUUUUCGACCUUACUUCACUAUUCAUGAUAGUGAAUUCAAAGAAUACACUACGCGUACUCAAGCUCCGCCCUCAGUCAUCUUAGGGGUAACCAACCCCUUUUUUGCUAAAACACUACAGCACUGGCCACACAUUAUUCGAAUAGGAGACCUUAAACCUGCAGGUGAAAUCCCUAAGCAAGUUAAAGUGAAAAAGUUGAAGAACCUAAAAACUCUGGAUUCUAAACCUGGAGUUUAUACUUCUUACAAGCCAUAUCUAAACAGAGACGAGGAGAUCAUAAAACAACUCCAGAAGGGUGUACAGCAAAAACGUCCUUCUGAGGCCCAAAGUGUUAUUCUCCGACGCUAUUUUUUGGAACUGACACAAAGUUUCAUCAUACCACUAGAAAGAUAUGUGGCAAGCCUGAUGCCUUUGCAGAAAAGCAUCUCUCCAUGGAAGAGUCCACCCCAGUUAAGACAAUUCCUUCCACAAGAAUUUAUGAAAACACUUGAGAAAACAGGACCACAGCUCACAUCUGGAAUAAAGGGCGAUUGGAUUGGACUUUACCGGCAGUUUCUAAAGUCUCCAAAUUUUGAUGGCUGGUUCAAGACCCGACGGAAAGAAAUGACCCAAAAAUUGGAGGCACUUCAUCUAGAAGCUCUUUGUGAAGAGGACCUUCUUCUCUGGACCCAGAGACACACAGAAGUAGAAACAGUGGACCUUGUACUGAAGCUGAAAAAUAAGUUGUUGCAGGCUGACCGAGAGAAUUUACCUGUGAAACCCAACACUGUGGAGAAGUUGCGGACACACAUAGAUGCAAUUAUCCUAGCAUUGCCAGAGGACCUGCAAGGCAUACUGCUCAAGACUAGCAUGACGUGAUACUUUCCAGGUUUUCCAGCCAAAAAGGACUGUGACCCAUGAAGCAUACUGACAUUUCAUCCAGACGCACAAAGGAGCCAUCUUAGUGGCAGUAGCAUGGAAAACAGCUGCCAUCGCUAGAUAGAGGUGGGAAGUUUGAACAUACAGACAUUUUCAGUGCAUUCGGUGGUGGUUCCACAAUGCUGAAAUACUGGAAGUCAUUUCCACAUUUUUAAUCACGUUCUAAAGUGCUCUUAUGAGAGACCUGUGGGGCCAUCAAUAUAAGUGACUCCAAACUGCAGUGCCGGCAUUGCAGAUAUUUUUCUAAAUUGGUGCUGCUUUGCCCAAUCAUGUUGAAACUCAGGGGAAUAUAAAAAUAAUGUUCACACUGGCUGUCUUCUUCAGAAGGAAAAACUGAACUUUCCAACUAUAGUUAGCUAUAACUGAGGCGUAUGUAGUGCCUUCCAUUGUCCUAUAUGUUUCACAGGGUCCAGCUGCUAAUUGUAAAGCUUUUCUUUUUUUAAUUGUGAUACAUAACUUUAAAGGCAUUAUGUCAAAGUAAUCAUUUGCUCAAAAGUGUUUCUUAUGGCCCCUCAUGUUUAUUGACUGGUAUCUUAAAUUAUCAUGUAGGUUUUCAUUUUACCACUUC